Closterium sp. Naga37s-1 is the source of this 3462-nucleotide messenger RNA. The record is from the annotation of a GenBank genome assembly. Lineage: Eukaryota; Viridiplantae; Streptophyta; Zygnematophyceae; Desmidiales; Closteriaceae.
AUGCAGCGAAUGGACGCUGUUGUAGGGGGAGGAAUCGGCGCAGGGGGCGAAGUCGGCGCAGGGGCAGGCGGGGAUGGGGAGGCCGGCGCGGGCGGCGGAUCGGGCGAAGGGGAUGGCGGGAUCGGAGGAGAUCCAGGCGAAGCUGGUUCUCCGGCCUGUGCCAAUGGGAGCGCAACGGUCGAGGCAGCUUUAGACGCGACCAUAGAGUCCGCCGUCGCGGCCGCCGCCUCCCUCGCCGCAGCUGGCGCGGAAGGAUCGCCAGUUGCGGAUUCCACAGCUGGAAAUCCCCCCCCGGGCGGUGCGGCGACUUCGGCGGAAGCUCCGCCAGGUGGAGGCGCGGAGGAAGAUGGUCCGCGGCACGCCCACAAGUCGCUCUCCACGGGAACAACCGUGGCCCCUGUGGGGAGUCGCAGCGCGGGGCGGCGCGAGGCUAUCACGGUGAAGAAGCUUCGGGCAGCGAAAGUUUCUAAGCUUCCCAGUUUCAACCACGAGCCAAUCAUCCCCUCCACAACCCCCGAAUUCAACGAAUGGGAAAAACCCGUCACUCCCCCCAGCGACCACCACUACCAGCACUAUCACCAGUACCACCAGCAGCAGCAACAGCAGCAGCAGGGGUACCCGCCAGUAUCCCCACCAUCGUUGGACGACCCUUCAUCGUUCAGCCAUCCGCCGCAGUUCAGCUGGCAUGAGGAGGCGCGCGGGUCGCAGUCCAUGGGGCCGCGCACAGGCAGUGGCGCCGCGGUCGUGGCGGCCCGGCGCUCGUUCAAGUACACACAGCAGUUCCAGCAGCGCGGGGAACAACCGCGGUUCGGACAGCCAGCCGCCAUCAAUCCCCCCUCCCCCAAUCAGCACCUCUCCCCCGACCCUGCCGCUUGCUCCCAGCCUGAAUCUCCCCUCGACCGCUCCCCUUCCGCCCAGCAGCAGCAGCAGCAGCAGCAGCAGCAGCAGCAGCAGCAGCCGUCACAGCCGCCGCCGCAGCAGCAGCAGCCACAAGAGGUGAUUCAAAUGAUCCCAGGUGUCUCCUCCUCCCCUCCCAACAACCUAUCCUGCUCCCCUACCACCCCACCGUACUCCACCCUCCCACACCGCAGCUUAAUCCCCACAACCUCCCCCACCAAUCCCUCUGAAGCAGCUUUUGAACCCUUAACACCACCGAACCCACCAUUCCCCACUCUCCCUUACCAAAGCAUCAUCCCGACAGCUUCUCCCGCCCUGUCCUCCUCCUCUCCCACUUUCGAACCUCUGAAUCGAGCUCCACCGCACUCCACCGCGCCCGGCCGUACCGUCCCUCGCACAGCCUCCGCACCGCACCCCGAACCAGCCGGGGAACCCCUGACUGGGCUCAACCCACCGUACUCAACCCUUCCCCACCGCAGCAUCAUCCCCACGGCCUCCCCUGCCCAUUCUUCCGGGCUCGGGCGAAGGCCUAGCUCUGCUCGGCGCGCACACACACAGCAAGGAGUAGCGGAUCGAGUAGGGGGUGCCAACUGCACUGCAACUGCAUAUACAAGCAGGGCUCUGGUGAAUCGGCCGGUGGUUCGUAGCGCUUCGGCUGAUAGAGCAAGGGGAGGGGCGGUGGGGGGAGAGAGGGAGAGGGAGAGGGAGGGUGAGUGGGAGUGGGUGAGGGGGAGGGAAGGGGAGUGGGAGAGAGUGAGAGGGAGGGAGGGGGAGUGGGAGAGGGCGAGGGGGGGUGCGAGUCCUGCGGUGAGUUUACCGGAUACGUGGUGUGGGAGUGGGAGUGGGACAAGGGUGGGGCUGCAGCAAGGUAUGCAGAUGCAGGGACGCAUGCAGUCUCAGGCACAGGCGCAGACAGAGGGAGAGAAGCAGGCACAGGAGGAAUUGGAAGUUGGGAAGAGGGGGUUGUGGAGAGGGGAGGAGGAAAGUCACAGGUUUGGGGAGUGGCGGGUGCGGCGGUUGUUUCCAGGGGAGAGUGCAGAGCAAGACGGAGGAGGAGGAGGAGGAGGAGGAGGAGGAGGAGGAGGAGGAGGAGGAGGAGGAGGAGGAGAGGGAGAAGGAGGAGGAGGGGGAGGGGGAGAUGGGGGGCGGGUGGGGGAGGUGCGAGCGGGGGAGGUAGAGGCAGGGCGGGGGGAGAGGCUGAUGGCAGUGCGUUCGUUCUGCAGUGCACAGGGUUCUCUGCUAAUGCACAGUGGCUGUCUGGAUGGUGUUGUUGCUGCUGCUGAUGGUGGUGGUGUGGCGAAUGCUUCGUGUUUUGAGCCGACUCAAAACUCGUUCUGCAGUGCUCAGGGCUCGCUGGUGAUGCACAGUGGAUGUCUGGAUGGUGCUGCUGCUGCUGGUGCUGGUGGUGGUGGUGGUGGUGUGGCGAAUGCUGCUGAUAUGGGGAACACACGCAGCAGCAGCAGGCGGGCGUUUUUCACCAAGGGGCGGACGAGACAGGGGAGCUUUGGGCGGGCUGUGGGGAACAGGCGGAGGAGUGGUGGCAGUGGAGGGGGGAGCAGGGAUUUCGGUAGCGGUGGCAGUGGUGGUGGUGAUGAUGUUAGUCAGAGUAGCUUUGGCUUGGAUGGUACUGAUUUGAGUGAAGGGCUGGUGAUUGCAGAGGAAGAAGGGGUGGUGGAGAGAGGGAGUGGAGAGAUGAGCAGGAGUAGCAAACCCGGCAGUGAGGGGGGUGCUGGUGGGGAGGGGCAAAGGAACAGUUUUGGCGUGGACGGAAGAGGUGGAGAUGAGGGAAGAGAGGGAGAGGGAGACCAGGAGGGAGAUAUAGAGGGAGGUAAGGAGGAAGGUAGGGGGGUAACGGGAGUAGACGGAGAGCAACAGAGGGGGCAUCAGAGGGAGCAGGAGGAGCAGGGGAAUCAAGGCUGGGAGCAGGGACAGUGUCAGCAGGAACUCGCUGGUGGUGCUGUGGAGAGGGCUGGGAGGGAAGUGGAUAUGGGUUACGAGGGAAUCCAAGGCUAUGUCUGCAAGAGUGACGGUGGUGACCAGGGUGAUGCUGCUGCUGCUGGUGGCGCUGUUGCUGCGGCUGACUGGCAUGGUACCAGCAGUGAUUGUGGCGCUGGUUUCGGUGAUGCUGGUAGUACCAGUGAGUUUGACAGCUACGACUAUUAUGCAGUGGGAGCGGAGGGGAAGCAGGGUGAGGAGGGGGGAGGAGAAGCAGGGCAGCACUGGCAGCAGCAGCAGCAGCAGCAGCAGCAGCAGCAGCAGCAGCAGCAGCAGCAACGGUCGCCGUAUAUUGGUGAUGGUCAAAUAGCUGCUGCCACCACCGCCGCGGCAGCUGCUGCUUCUGCUGGCGAUGGUUACGACUUUUACGAUGAUGAUUCGGCUAGUGCUGCUGACCACUCUUUUGCAUCUGCAGCACAAGGCAUCAGAGAACACAGCGGCGGAGCAGAGGAGGCAGAGGCGUCAGGAGCGUAUGAUAACAUCCGGUGGCCGCAGCCUAACCCGAAAAUGGCGGCACGUGCAGAGAAGGAGAAGGAGAGGAAGAAGGUACGGUGUGUGCUGAAGUGGUAA